Molecule: messenger RNA, 876 nt
Organism: Aspergillus wentii DTO 134E9
Lineage: Eukaryota; Fungi; Ascomycota; Eurotiomycetes; Eurotiales; Aspergillaceae
Exons: 1
Coding region: 1-876 (291 amino acids)
Source: RefSeq, a predicted model, not a curated record
AUGUCGGGCCUGGAUCUAAGCCUGGCUGCUGGGGGUUGGGACAACGCUGCUGGAGCUUGCAACGGCACUGCUGGUGGCGCCGAAGCCACGGGCAACAACAGAAGGAGCGACACUGCUGGAGCUCGGGGCAGCACUGCUGUAGACACCAAAGUCACGGGCAACAACAGAGGGAACGCUGCUGGGGCUGGCAACAGCACUGCUGGUUACGCCGAAUCCACGAGCAACAAUAGAUGGAGCGACACUGCUAGAGCUCGGGACAGCACUGCUGGUGGCGCCGAAUCCACGGGCAACAACAGAUGGGACACUGCUGGAGCUAGGAGCAGCACUGCUAUACACACCAAAGUCACGGGCAACGACAGAGGGAACGACGCUGCUAGAGCUUGGAGAAGCACUGCUAGAAAAACCAAAGCCGCGGGCAACAACAGACGGAGUAACGCUGUUGGAGCUGGCAACGGCACUGCUAGAGACGCCGUACCAGGCACGAGGAACAAUAGAUGGAGUUCCCGAGCUGCUGGGGUAAAUUCCCAGGCUGCUCGACUGAGGAAUGGCCGAAGUGGAAAAGGCUUCAGCUCUUCCCCAGAGGGCGUUGGAGCUGGAUGCUGGGAAGCUAGGAGUCGGGGUGCCAGAAGGAGACAGCGAGACAGGAGUAGGGGUCUUGGUCACAGUCACGGUCUGUGGGGGUGGAGGAGGCAGAUAGGAUGGAGUCUGCACGGCAGGAGACGAACUCGCGCCAUCGACAUUGACCACAGAGUAGGAUGCCUGUCGUCGCACGAGAGUAUCAUUUGCAGGUUUGGAGACGAAGGGCAUCGCAGAGGCGACGCUGAGCGAAGCAAGGAGGAUAGUUGCUGGAGAGAAAUGCAUAUUGAAGACUUGUAA